Molecule: messenger RNA, 2387 nt
Organism: Cucurbita moschata (crookneck pumpkin)
Lineage: Eukaryota; Viridiplantae; Streptophyta; Magnoliopsida; Cucurbitales; Cucurbitaceae
Product: BEL1-like homeodomain protein 1
Exons: 5
Coding region: 237-2315 (692 amino acids)
Biological process (GO): regulation of transcription by RNA polymerase II
Molecular function (GO): DNA-binding transcription factor activity, RNA polymerase II-specific; RNA polymerase II cis-regulatory region sequence-specific DNA binding
Source: RefSeq, a predicted model, not a curated record
CCUUUAUAUAUAUUGAUUGAUUGAUUGCCCAAUUCUGGUUCUUUUGUUGUGUGAGUGAGUUUAUUUCUCCUUUUUGAGUUCUGGGUUUUUGAAAAAAUUAUGGCUUUCCUUUCCCAUAUUGCAGACUCAUCCAUGAAUCACACGUGCUUUCUCAGAUUUCCCAUUAUACUUUCAGUGAACUAAAUUCCUUACAAAAAGGAUAUCAUAUUUUUCUUCAAACGCUUCCAUCCUCGGCGAUGGGGACCUACCUUCAUGCCAAUUCUGAUCACUUCCAGUCUCCUGAUGCUGCCCUUCAAACCCUCGUUUUAAGGAACCCAACCUAUGUCCAAUUCUCCGACACUCCGCCGCCUCCUCCGCCUCCCUCGCACCCUAAUCUCCUUUUCUUCAAUUCCCCUGCUUCUGCCCCUGCUGCUCCUAAUUCCUUCUCUAUACAGCAAUUCGUUGGAAUCCCCACGUCCCAAGAUGACAAUUCCCAUUCCUUGAACCCCCACCAUGACAUCUCCGCCUUGCACGGCUUUCUCCCCCGUGUUCAACACAAUAUUUGGAAUUCAAUUGACACUUCCACGGCGGCGCGUGAUUCUUCACGCGCUCAGCAGGGUUUGUCGUUGAGUCUCUCUUCGCAACACCCUCCUGGUUUUGGGUCGAGAGAUGUUGUUCAAUCGCAUACCCAGCAGGCGGUUUCUGGUGAGGAGACUCUGCGGAUCUCUGGUGGAUCGUCUUCUUCGGCUUCUGGUGUUACCAAUGGCGUUGCUGGAAUUCAGGGUGUUUUAAUUAGCUCUAAGUAUCUCAAGGCUGCGCAAGAACUUUUAGAUGAGGUUGUCAAUGUUAGCCAAAAUGGAAUUAAGAACGAAUCGUCUCCCAGAAAGGGAAACAGACAUCAAACUAAGAUGAACGGAGAUGCAUCCGCUGCUACUGGAACUGCUGAUGGUUCCUUAGAAGGUGAAGCCGACGGUAAACGCGCCGUCGAGCUCACCACCGCCGAGAGACAAGAAAUUCAGAUGAAGAAAGUAAAGCUUAUUAGCAUGCUUGAUGAGGUGGAGCAGAGGUACAGACAGUACCACCACCAGAUGCAGAUAGUGAUAUCCACUUUCGAGCAGGCGGCCGGCGCCGGGUCGGCGAGAACCUACACGGCCCUUGCACUUCAAACGAUCUCAAAGAAAUUUCGCUGUUUAAAAGACGCCAUCGCCGGCCAAAUUCGAGCAGCCAGCAGGAGCUUGGGUGAAGAAGAAUGCGUCGGAAAAAAAAUGGAAGGUUCCCGGUUGAAAUUCGUCGAUCACCAUCUCCGGCAACAGCGGGCUCUGCAACAAUUGGGUAUGAUCCAACACAAUGCUUGGAGACCCCAGAGAGGCUUACCGGAGCGCUCUGUUUCGAUUCUUCGCGCUUGGCUUUUCGAACACUUCCUCCACCCUUACCCUAAGGAUUCGGAUAAACACAUGCUCGCUAAGCAAACAGGGCUCACCCGAAGCCAGGUUUCGAAUUGGUUCAUAAACGCGAGAGUUCGGCUAUGGAAGCCAAUGGUGGAAGAGAUGUACAUGGAGGAAAUCAAGGAGCAAGAACAGAACGGAGGUGGAUCGACACCGGCGACGGUGGGGGAAAGAAACAACGAAGAUUCAGUUUCAAAGUCCAUGGAGACAAAAAGCCCCAAUUCAAAACAAGAGAAUUCCCCGAACCAAAACGUUCAUCCUUCAGUUUCAAUUUCAAAUUCCUCCGGGGGAAAUGUCCGAAACCCAUCUGGGUUUACACUAAUUGGAACCUCAUCGGAGCUGGAUGGAAUCACUCAAAGAAGCCCCAAGAAACAGAGAGGCCCCGAAAUCCUCCAUUCCUCAGACAACAGCGUGGCAUUCAUAAACAUGGACAUCAAACCCCGAGAAGAAGGAGAAGGACAGAAUCAACAGAAUCAGAACCAAAAUCACGAUGUACCAAUGAAAUUCGACGAGGAGAGACAAAACAGAGAUGGGUAUUCAUUUCUAGGCCAACCCCAUUUCAACCUCGGCGGAUUCGGGCAAUACCCAAUAGGGGAAAUGGCGAGAUUCGAGGCGGAUGAGUUCACUCCAAGAUUCUCCGGCAACAAUGGCGUGUCUUUGACUCUAGGGCUUCCCCAUUGCGAAAAUCUGUCCUUAAACGCAGCAACCCACCAAAGGUUCCUCCCAAAUCAGAGCAUCCAAUUAGGAAGAAGAACAGAAAUUGGAAAAGCCGCCGAUUAUUCCGCCAUGAACGCCUCCACAACAGCGCACUCCUCCGCCGCCUUUGAUACCAUGAACAUCCAAAAUGGAAAACGUUUCGCCGCCCAGUUACUGCCGGACUUCGUGGCCUAAACCCAAAAUUUCAAAUUCACUCUGCAGAUUGGGGGCAGAGAUUGUUGAAAGGUACUAUUGUAAAAAAAAAAA